This is a messenger RNA of Triplophysa dalaica, 8986 nucleotides long. RefSeq names its product inositol 1,4,5-trisphosphate receptor, type 2 (gene itpr2). The transcript is spliced from 57 exons. Gene Ontology annotation, cellular component: membrane; endoplasmic reticulum. Gene Ontology annotation, biological process: calcium ion transmembrane transport. NCBI's taxonomy places the organism in Eukaryota, Metazoa, Chordata, Actinopteri, Cypriniformes, Nemacheilidae. The record is from RefSeq and is a predicted model, not a curated record. Bases 267 to 8273 code for a protein of 2668 amino acids. Gene Ontology annotation, molecular function: inositol 1,4,5 trisphosphate binding; inositol 1,4,5-trisphosphate-gated calcium channel activity.
UGGCAUAUUGGUUAGAAAAAGCCUCGUUUGUCUCACAGGAAGAAGUUGAAAACAUGAAGAAAAGCGACAGUUAGAGAAUUCACUGAACUCACAACAGUGAACUUACGAACUCAGCAUAUUUCAUCUCUUGACUGGAGUAAAAUGUGUUACUGUCAAAACGCAGGGUGCGCGCAUUACAACAAGUGAAUUAAAGUCAACUGGACACAACACGUUGCGCCGGAUCGGUGGUUUAAAGUAACACAACCAAAACUUUAACGUUUGCAGACAUGUCGGAUCACAGUUCCAGUUUUCUUCACAUUGGGGAUAUCGUGUCUCUUUAUGCGGAGGGUGCUGUAAAUGGAUUUAUCAGCACUUUAGGGUUGGUGGAUGACAGAUGUGUGGUGCAACCUGAGACCGGAGAUCUUGCUAACCCGCCGAAGAAAUUCAGAGAUUGUCUCUUCAAGGUUUGUCCUAUGAACAGGUAUUCAGCCCAGAGACAGUUCUGGAAAGCAAAACAAGGGAAACAUGGGAACAACUCACAGGGAGACCUCUUUAAGAAACUACAGCAUGCAGCAGAACUGGAGCAGAAACAAAAUGACACGGAGAACAAGAAAUUGCUGGGGGAAGUUGUCAAGUACAGCAGAGUCGUACAGCUUUUACAUAUAAAGAGUAAUAAGUACCUGACGGUGAAUAAACGUCUGCCGGCUCUGCUUGAGAAGAACGCCAUGCGUGUGUCUCUGGAUCCCUCAGGAAACGAGGGCUCCUGGUUCAAUAUCCAGCCUUUUUGGAAGCUACGCAGUGAAGGGGACAAUGUGGUGGUCGGCGAUAAAGUAGUCUUGAUGCCUGUCAAUGCAGGACAGCCUCUCCAUGCCAGCAACAUUGAACUUCUGGAUAACCGUGGCUGCAAAGAGGUUAACGCUUUGAACUGCAACACCAGUUGGAAGGUCACUCUCUUCAUGAAAUUCAGUGAAUACAGAGAUGAUGUCCUAAAAGGGGGAGAUGUGGUGAGGUUGUUUCAUGCCGAACAAGAAAAGUUUCUUACCUGUGACGAAUACAAGAAGCAGCAGUACGUCUUCUUACGAACUACUCUACGCCAGUCAGCAACCUCCGCUACCAGCUCAAAAGCACUCUGGGAAAUUGAGGUGGUGCACUAUGACCCCUGCAGGGGAGGAGCCGGUCAGUGGAACAGUCUCUUCCGCUUCAAGCACCUUGCCACGGGACACUAUCUUGCCGCAGAGGUAAAUCCAGUUUUUAAGGAACAUAGUAUCGACAUAAAACAUGAGACCGAGAGUCUCAUCAUUCCCCAUAAGAAGAACUGGCUGGCCGAGAAGAUCCCCUACAUCCUUGUCGCGGUGCCCCACGGCAAUGACAUCGCCUCUCUCUUUGAACUGGAUGCUACAACCUUACAGAGAGCAGACUGCCUGGUGCCCAGGAACUCAUAUGUGAGGCUCAGAAACUUGUGCACAAACACCUGGGUGACCAGCACCAACAUUCCCAUCGAUGUUGAGGAGGAGCGACCCGUUAUGCUCAAGAUCGGCACCUGUCAAAUGAAAGAGGACAAGGAGGCGUUCUCCAUCAAUUCUGUCCCCCUGUCAGAGGUCAGAGACUUGGACUUUGCCAACGAUGCCAACAAGGUCCUUGAAUCGUUCGUGCGUAUAUUGGGGAUCAGCAAUUUCCCAGCAACGAAUGAACGCAGGUUUACCACUAAGCUGUUAGAGGAUCUGAUCUUCUUUUUGUGCGAGGUUCCGAACAACGGGCAGGAAGUGCUCUCUGUGGUCAUUUCCAACCCCAACAGAGAAAGGCAGAAACUCAUGAGAGAGCAGAACAUCCUUGCGCAGAUUUUUGGCAUCUUGAAAGCCCCAUGUGCUGACAACAAGGACUCGCCUAUGCCAAAGCUUGAAGAUCUGGGGGACCAGCGCAACGCUCCUUUUAAGUACAUGUUACAGCUUUGUUACAGAAUCCUGCGUCAUUCACAACAGGACUACCGCAAAAAUCAGGAGUACAUAGCCAAAAACUUUUCCAUCAUGCAGGCUCAAAUAGGCUACGAGAUCCUGGCAGAAGACACCAUCACCGCUCUGCUGCACAACAACCGCAAACUGUUGGAGAAGCACAUCACCGCUCAUGAGAUCGAGACCUUUGUCAAACUUCUGCGCAGGAACCGAGAGCCCCGGUUUCUAGAUUAUUUGUCGGACCUCUGUGUCUCCAACAAAACGGCUAUUCCAGUCACUCAGGAACUGAUUUGCAAAUUCAUGUUAAGCUCCACGAACGCAGAUAUCCUCAUUCAGACAAAGAUCAUUCCACAUACGGAAAGCUCUCUGGAGUCAUCUAUGGCCCAUGAGGACAGUGAGGAUGAAGAGGUGUGGCUGUACUGGAUUGACAGCCACAAAGAGCCACAUGGGAAGACCAUCCGCCACCUGGCCCAGGACUUUAAGGAUGGACAAAAGAAGGAUAUUGACAUCAUCACUUACUACAGGUGUCAACUCAAUCUCUUCGCUAAAAUGUGCCUGGACCGGCAGUAUCUGGCCAUCAAUCAGAUAUCCAUACAACUGCCGGUGGAUCUUAUCCUGCGCUGCAUGUUCGACGACUUCCUGCCUUACAACCUGCGCGCAUCCUUUUGCCGUCUAAUGCUACACAUGCAUGUAGACCGGGACCCACAAGAGGCCGUAGUGCCCGUUCGCUAUGCACGUCUAUGGACUGAAAUACCUUCCAAGAUCUCUGUGAAUGAGUAUGAUUAUGAAUUCAGAGACACAUCCAGAGAGGAGAUGAAGAUGAAAUUUGCUCCUACGAUGAGGUUUGUGGACGAGUACCUCAAAGACGUGGUCAAUCAGCUGUACCCUUUUGGAGACAGAGAGAAGAAUGAGUUGACUCUUGAGGUGGUCCACCUGGCACGUAAUCUGGUCUACUUUGGUUUCUACAGCUUUAGUGAGCUGUUGUGUCUCACACGCACCCUGCUGGCCAUCUUGGACAUUGUCCAGCCUUCUUACACAUUUAUGGCCAAACUUAACAAGGGUCCUGAGGGAGGUAAUAAUGUCAUGCGCACCAUCCAUGGUGUGGGUGAGAUGAUGACUCAGAUGGUUCUGAGCAGAGGCUCAAUGAUGAUGCCUCACAUUCUCCCCGACGCCCAGCCAAUCCACGGCAAGCAAAUCUGUCUCCAUGACAACGAGGACGUCAUGGUGAUGGACACCAAGCUCAGGAUUAUUGAGAUUCUGCAGUUUAUUUUGAAUGUGCGACUGGAUUACCGCAUCACCUACUUGCUAUCCAUCUAUAAAAAAGAGUUUGGUGAUCAGACUCUGGACAGUUCUGCCUCAGUGUCAGAAAUUCCCAUCCAGUCUGAGCCAAACAUAGAAGAGAUUGCAGUGAAAGCAGAGCAUAUGUUUUCUGGAAGUUCUAAACAAGGAGGUACUGUGGACAUCGAUAAUGAAGGUGGUCAGACGUUUCUACGCGUGCUUAUUCAUCUCAUCAUGCAGGACUACCCACCAUUGGUCUCUGGCUCUCUGCAGCUCAUCUUCAAACACUUCAGCCAGAGAGCCGAAGUCCUCCAGGCCUUCAAACAGGUCCAGUUGCUGGUUUCUGAGCAAGAUGUUGAGAACUAUAAGCAAAUUAAGGUAAACCUGGACCAGCUGCGUCUGACGGUGGAGAAGUCCGAGCUGUGGGUCGAGAAAAGCGGAAGUUACGGGAAUGAAGACAUCACAGACAAUCAGAACAAGGAGCAGAAUUCGGAGGAAGCGGGUAUUUUGAGUCCAGUACAGGAUGGCACUAAACCUCAGAUCGACAGCAACAAGGCUAACAACUACAAAAUCGUAAAAGAGAUCCUGCAGAGUCUCAGUAAACUCUGCUACCCUGCUAAGAAGAGUCGUGUGCAACAGCAGAGGCUGCUGAAGAACAUGGGAGCUCAUACUGUAGUCCUGGACCUGCUCCAGAUCCCAUUUGAGAAAGGUGAUGAGAAGAUGGACGACAUCAUGACUCUAGCACACACUUUUCUUCAGAACUUUAGCAGAGAUAACCCUCAGAACCAGACGCUGCUGCACAAACACCUCAACCUCUUCCUCACACCUGGGCUUCUCGAAGCAAAGACCAUGUGCUAUAUCUUCAGAAACAACUUCAGCCUCUGCAACGAGAUCAGCGACCGUGUUGUGCACCAUUUCGUGCACUGCAUGGAGAUCCACGGCCGUCACGUGCAGUACCUGCGCUUCCUCCAUACCAUCGUCAAGGCAGACGGCAAAUAUGUGAAGGAGUGUCAGUGUAAAGUUAUGAAUGAGCUGGUGAACGGAGGUGAAGAUGUGCUGGUGUUUUACAACGAUCGUGCCUCCUUCCCCAUGCUGCUGGAAAUGAUGCGCUCCGAGCAGGAGCGCAACGAUGAAAACGGGUCUCUGGCGUAUCACAUCACCCUGGUGGAGCUGCUGGCGGCAUGCACCGAGGGCAAGAACGUCGACACUGAGCUCAAGUGCAAUUCACUACUGCCCCUCGAUGACAUCGUCAAGGUGGUAGUCCAUGAGGACUGCAUUCCAGAGAUAAAAAUGUCUUAUGUGAAUUUUGUGAAUCACUGCUAUGUGGACACUGAAGUGGAGAUGAAGGAGAUCUACACUAGCAAUCACAUUUGGACGCUCUUUAUAAAUUUCCUUGCAGAUAUGUCUAAGGUGUGUGACAGCGCCACAGACAGGAAGCAUGCUGACGCAUCCCUCGAAAAGUACGUCACCGACACCAUCAUGGCCAUCAUCAAGGGCUUCUUCGGCUCCCAGUUUUCAGUCAGCAACUCGAACCUGCAGGCCCAUCAAACGAUAUUCAUUCAUAUUCUGCAAAAUGCCUGCAGACUGUACAACUGCACCUGGCUCAACUCCCUGCAGAAGACUAACAUUGAGUGUUGCAUUAAAACCCUCGCUGACGUGGCUAAAAACCGGGCCAUCCCCAUUCCAGUAGAUCUAGAUGGUCAGGUCAACGUUUUGUCCCUGAAGACACACACCAACAUGGUGCAGCGUGCGGCCAAAGACUGGAGACUGUCCGCCCGCGCCCGGCCACGCAAGGAGCCUUUUGGGGCCCCAGAUUACAAGAACAUCAUUGAGAAACUACAGGGAGUUGUUUCCUGUCUUGAAGAACAGUUCAGUCCUCGGGUGCAGGCAGAGUUCUCAGUAUUAGUAGACGUGCUCCACAGCCCAGAGACGUUGUUUCCCGAGUCGGCGCAGCUACGCUGUGAGACAGGAGUCUUUAUGUCCAAGCUCAUAAAACACACCAAGAAGCUCAUGGAGAAAGAAGAGAAGUUGUGCAUUAAGAUCUUACAGACCCUGCGGGAGAUGCUGGAUAAAAAAGAGACGUUUGAGGAGCAAGGUAACGUGCUGAGGAAGACUCUCCUCACCCAUUACUUCGGCAACCAGCGGCCCCAUGCCAGAUCCCUAGACUACAGCAGUGGAAACAGCUCUUCCUCUGGAGGUGGUUCUCCAGGGCAAGACUCUGAUAAACCAGGCACUAGUGUUGCCGAUAUCCAGUGCAUGUUAGACAGUGUUGGUGCUUCUGAGCUGGUCAUCGAUCUCAUCGUCAGCUCUAAGAAUGACCGUAUCUUUGAGGAGAGCAUUCUGCUGGGCAUCGCUCUCCUUAGAGGAGGGAACACACAGAUCCAGAACUCUUUCUAUAAUCAGCUGCACAAGCAGAAGAAGUCUGAGAAGUUCUUUAAGGUCUUCUACGAUCGCAUGGAACAGGCUCAGAAAGAGAUCCGCUCCAGCGUGUCAGUCAACAUGUUUGAGCUGAGCUGCAGGAAGAGAGAGGAGGAGGGAGAUGGUGUGGGAGUGAGAAAUAAGAAAGUUCGAGAUUCCUUGUACAUCAGAGAGGACGUUCGGGUUCAGCUGAAAGACGCCUCCUCUGUCACCUCCAAGGCGUACAGCACCUUUCGCCGAGAGCUGGACCCUGAUAUGGAGCUGAUGGGGUCCGGAUUGGAAGGGACAGAGGAGGUGGUGGAGGAAACCCAGAUGAGCCAGGCCAUCACCAUCAUGAAGCCCAUCCUACGGUUCCUUCAGCUGCUCUGCGAGAACCAUAACAGGGAUCUGCAGAACUUUCUGCGAGACCAGAACAACAAGACCAAUUAUAACUUGGUGUGCGAGACGCUGCAGUUUCUUGACUGUAUCUGUGGAAGCACCACAGGAGGUUUGGGUCUGCUGGGUCUCUACAUUAAUGAGAGGAAUGUGGACCUGGUCAACCAGACGCUGGAGACCAUCACAGAGUACAGCCAGGGUCCAUGCCACGAGAACCAGUCAUGCAUAGCCAGGCACGAGUCAAAUGGCAUUGACAUCAUCAUCGCACUCAUCGUGAACUCGAUUGAUCCGCUAGGAAAACACCGGCUUGACCUCGUGCUGGAGCUGAAGAACAAUGCAUCUAAACUACUUCUGGCCAUUAUGGAGAGCCGUCAUGAUAGCGAGAAUGCCGAGAAGAUCCUGUACAAGAUGAGACCCAAUGAACUGGUUGAUGUGAUUAAAGAGGCCUACGCUCAGGGAACAGAAAGUGAGAUUGAUCAAGAGACAUCAUAUCAUAUCAAACCUAAAGAUGUUGGCCACAACAUGUACAUCCUGGCCCAUCAGUUGGCACGACAUAGAAAAGACCUCCAGCAGAGUUUGAAACCUGGCCCUGACCUCAGCAUCGAAGGAGAUGACGCGCUCACAUACUUCACCAACCACACCGCACAGAUUGAAAUUGUGCGUCAUGACCGCACCAUGGAACAGAUAGUGUUUCCUGUGCCCAACAUCUGCGAGUACCUAACGGAAGAAUCGAAAGUGCGCGUGUUUACAACCACAGAGAGAGAUGACCAGGGCAGCAAGGUCAAUGAUUUCUUCCAGCAGUUCGACGAUCUCUACAAUGAAAUGAAAUGGCAGAAGAAAAUAAGAAGUAACGCACCACUCUUCUGGGUGUCGAAGCAUAUAUCUUUAUGGGGUAGUAUCUCAUUUAACUUUGCUGUGCUGGUCAAUUUGGCAGUUGCACUUUUCUACCCAUUUGGAGAUGAUGGCGAUGAAGGUACGUUGCCGCCGCUCCUGUGCUUCUUGCUUUGGUUGGCCGUGAUUGUGAGCACCUUCAUGCUAUUUGUGCUGCCUCGGCCUGGUGGCAUCCUGGCGUUCCUGGUCACCAUCAUCCUCCGCUCUAUAUACACACUGGGUUUAGCACCCACGCUGCUGCUCCUGGGGGCUGCCAACCUGCUGAAUAAGAUUGUGUUCCUGGUGAGUUUUGUGGGGAACCAGGGCACGUUCACGCGAGGGUACAAGGCGGUCAUCAUGGACAUUUUCUUCCUUAUCCAUGUCGGUUACGUCAUUGUGUGCAUGUUGGGUCUGUUUGUACACGAGUUCUUCUACAGCAUACUGCUGUUUGAUCUCGUUCGGAGGGAAGAAACGCUUUUGAACGUAAUGAGAAGCGUGACAAAGAACGGACGCUCCAUCUUCCUCACAGCUGUUUUGGCCAUCAUCCUGGUGUACCUCUUCUCCAUCGUGGGAUUCCUCUUCUUUAAAGAUGACUUUCUGAUGGAAGUGGACCAUCACCCUUCAUUAAAGAGACCAAAUAUGAGGGAUUCCAAGAGCUGUUCAAGUGAGACGUGUUCUAACUCCCCCUUUAAACCUCAACACGGGGAGGAAGUAGUUGAUGGUGUAGAACGUGUCUGUGACACCCUGCUGAUGUGUAUCAUUACGGUCCUGAACCACGGGCUGAGGAACGGAGGAGGAAUCGCAGAUGUUCUGCGCAAGCUCUCCAAAGAAGAGCCCAUGUUUCCGGCGCGUGUCGUGUACGACCUCUUGUUCUUCUUCAUCGUCAUCAUCAUUGUGCUAAACCUCAUCUUUGGUGUGAUCAUCGAUACAUUCGCUGACUUGAGGAGUGAGAAACAGCGGAAGGAGGAGAUUCUGAAGACCACCUGCUUUAUUUGUGGCCUUGAAAGAGACAAGUUUGAUAACAAGACCGUGUCUUUCGAGGAACACAUCAAGUCGGAGCACAACAUGUGGCACUAUUUGUACUUUCUUGUCUUGAUCAAGGUGAAAGACCCCACAGAGUACACGGGUCCCGAGAGCUACGUGGCCCAGAUGAUAAAGGAGAAGAAUCUAGACUGGUUUCCAAGGAUGCGGGCCAUGUCUUUAUUGAGCUCUGAGGGAGAGAGCGAACAAAACGAGAUCCGAUUGCUGCAGGAGAGGUUGGACACUACCGUGGCACUGGUGGCACUGCUGUCCAGCCAGCUGGCUGAGCUUAAAGAGCAGAUGACAGAGCAAAGGAAGAAUAAACAGAGAAUGGGCUUCCUGGGACCAUCACAGAUGAACAAUCACAUCCACCCUGCGCACUGAGGACGAACUUAUUCACACAUAGAUGCUCACAUUCACACCAUGAACAACGCAUGGUGAUAUCACACUUUACAUGACACAACAGUAGUUACAUGAACAGAAACGACUAAAGACUAUGGUGUCAUCUCAUUGAAGUGCUUUCUGAUUUAGAAAUCUGAGAGAUUUGGGAGAUUCUGGAAUGUUUUAUUUUGGAAAAUCAUAAACACCGUGCUUGUUACCAGUAUUGUUGAGGCCAGUGUUCAACAGCCCAUUGGGAUCAUGUUUAACUCGGACUGCCUUUGGAACGGCUCUCUGAUUUUUAAACUUAAAGUAUUACCAUUAACAUUUUAAUUGUCAUGUACAUAACUGGAUUAUUGCUGGAAUAACUGGAAACAUAAAGUGCCUAACGCUUUGUACUUUUUUGAAUUAUGGUGCCUUACUGUAUGAUUCUGUUAUGCAAACUAUAGGACUGGAAACAUUAUCGUCUCAUAAUAAGUUAAUGAUGUGACCGUUGGAAUCAAUGUUUUCCACAUCCUACAAAGAUCUAAACCCUCUUGAUCCUAGUCCUAUUCCUCUAAUGAUUUUUACUUUGUUUUUUUAAGUAAAAAUGUGUCUUACAAAGUUGUACAGAGAAUAAUAAAGAAAUUAUAUUUGUUUAGUAGUAUGGAAAGUUUGACUGUGAAUGGCGUAAAACUUUCUUAAAGGGGUAGUUCACAAAAAUAAAAAUUCUUCAUUUA